Molecule: messenger RNA, 804 nt
Organism: Salvia splendens (bonfire salvia)
Lineage: Eukaryota; Viridiplantae; Streptophyta; Magnoliopsida; Lamiales; Lamiaceae
Product: protein FAR1-RELATED SEQUENCE 5-like
Exons: 2
Coding region: 1-804 (267 amino acids)
Source: RefSeq, a predicted model, not a curated record
AUGGAAUCUGACACACAUUCUACUUCGCACGUAGAUAAUCAAUCAUAUUCCGAUGACGCUGUUGGGAAUACAGAUGUAAAUAAACCAGAAUGCCCUAUAGAACUUAAACCAUUUGUUGGUCGUAGCUUCCCCACAUUGGACAACGCAAUUGAAUUUUACGAGAACUAUGGUCGAAGUGUUGGAUUUGAUACAAGGAAGAACAGUUCAAAAAAGGUUGAUAAUAUCACCAUAUGGUUUUACAUGGUGUGUAACAGAGAAGGUGAACAGAAAUUUAGCGAUCAACAACCCAAACGACGACGUAAAUCGAAAAAAUGUGGAUGUAAUGCUUGUGUUGCAUUCAAAUUCGAUUCUGACCGUGGUUACGUCAUUCAACAUUUGAACGAAGAACACAACCACCCCAUGGUUGAUAUACAACACCAGAAGUUCAUGAGAUUAAAUCGUCAACUUGAACUAGUUCACCAAAAAUUUAUUUCGGAUUGUGUUGAUGCUAAUAUCGGUCCAUCUCUCACUUUCAAGCUAUUGACUGAAUUGAUGGGCGGAUAUGAGUCUGUUAGGUGUACUGUGUUGGACAUUCGUAACUACACACGGGACAUCAGAAGAUACGCUGAAGGAUAUGACGCCCAAAUGAUAAUAGGCGAGAUGAAGAAUAAGAAGGAAAAUUGUGACGCCUUCAUGUACGAGUAUGAAGUUGAUUCUCGUAGUCGACUGAUGCAUUUAUUCUGGUGUGAUCCUAUUGCUAAGAUGAAUUUCAUGCAAUUUGGUGACAUUAUCUCGUUUGACACUACGUACUCAACUAAUAGGUAA